UUUAUAUUCAUUUAUUUUAUAUUUUUAUUUAUUUAUUUAUAGAAAUUUACAUAAAGUAUGAGUACAGUAACUCCUGACAAUAAAACCUACAAUGAUUUAUCUAAAAAGCCUUCAUUGCCACGAUUUGGGUCAUCAAGCACUUCAGCUUACAAGUACAUUAGCGGUAAAUUCUAUCACCCAAGUACACGUUUUGAAGAUCUUCAAGGGCUUAGCAUCAACAAGUCUGGUACAUGUGAUUUGAUACAGGCCAAUACAAAAUUUAUUGCUGUACCUAUCUCAGGUCCUGGAGGUCGUGUAGGCAUUAUCAACGCUAGAAAACCCGGUAGACUACCUAUUCAUAUUCCCUCUGUACUCUGUAAUUCAGAAGUAAAUGAUUUUAAAUUUGAUCCCUUCGAUGAAAACAUCCUUAUCACAGUCUCUAAUGAUAAUAAGAUUCGAGUUUGGGAAAUACCUGAAGAAGGUCUUGAAGAAGACUUUGCUGAGCCAAAAUAUGUUUUUGGAGAUGAAUCUAUGGAUAGAGUUCAAUUGAUUGAAUUUCAUCCAACUUCUAAAAAUAUUUUACUUUCUGCCUCUGAUGAUCUUGGCCACCCCACCAUUCGUCUUUGGAAUCUUGAGACACAAAAAUCAGAAAUCACAUUCAAGCAUCCAGGCUUGAUUUUUAGUUGCGCCUGGAGUCCUGAUGGUCAGCACAUCGCAACCACAUCAAAGGAAAAAAAAGUGUAUAUUUUGGAUGCUAGAACUGGCCAAACAAAGGCUGAAGGGAAUUCACAUAGUAGUAUUCGACCUUCACGUCUUGUUUGGCUCUCUAAUACCGAAUUCAUUAGUGUCGGAUUUGGAUUAGGAUCCAGCCGUGAAAUUUUAUUGUUCAACGUGUCUGACUUAUCAAAACCUGUCGCUAAAAAGCAGAUUGAUAUUUCACCUAGUGUUAUGAGUAUAUAUUAUGAUUUUGAUUGUCAUCUUUUAUUUGUAGCAGGUAGAGGAGAUAGAACGAUACAUACAUAUCAUGUUGAGGAUGAGAUAGUGCCGAUUCGCUUUUUACCAAAGAGAACAUGUAGCGUCAAAGAGAUAGAAAUUGACAAGUUUUAUAGGUUAACUCCUUCCAGUAUUGAAACUGUAGGCGUGCAUGUGUCUCGUGCAAGACCCGAGUAUUUUCAAGAUGAUAUUUUUGUGCCUACUUUAGACUUGGAACAUCCAGCUCAAAGUGCUGAUAAUUGGUUUAAGGGUGAAAAUAAACAAUUAGAACGUAUUUCUUUACAACCUGAAGAUAUGCCACCAUUGUCGACAGCACCUCCUCCUCCUUCACAAGCUCAAUCAAAGGCCAAAUUCGAAAUGGGUAAAAAAUAUGUGAGUGAAGAGCAAAGAAAGAAAGAACAAAUGGAACGUAUGUUUGCUUUUGCAAAGAGUAUCGAAAGUGAUGAUGAAGAAAUAAAACCAAAAGUGAAUCCAGAAGAAGAAGAGGUAGCAGAAGAAGAAUGGGAUGAUUAAUACAUACAUAACAUGAUUUUAUUUUAUUCAAUAAUAAAAAAGAAGUUUAUAUAUAAAUA
This is a messenger RNA of Cokeromyces recurvatus, 1544 nucleotides long. Its product is annotated as WD40-repeat-containing domain protein. The record is from RefSeq and is a predicted model, not a curated record. The coding region runs from base 58 to 1485 and encodes 475 amino acids. Gene Ontology annotation, molecular function: protein binding. Lineage: Eukaryota; Fungi; Mucoromycota; Mucoromycetes; Mucorales; Mucoraceae. The transcript is spliced from 8 exons.